Lactuca sativa (garden lettuce) is the source of this 799-nucleotide messenger RNA. RefSeq lists its product as uncharacterized. The record is from RefSeq and is a predicted model, not a curated record. NCBI's taxonomy places the organism in Eukaryota, Viridiplantae, Streptophyta, Magnoliopsida, Asterales, Asteraceae.
AGCCUAGUUACAAGAAAACAUAUAAAUGGAGACCAAAACGUCGAUAACGACGUCAAGCAUUAAAGAUUACAAAACUUCAAAACUUCAAAUAUAAAUAAAAGCCCAUAUUUUGAUUCACUCUCGACUCCAAUGAAAUUAAAAUGGGUAAUUGUGCCUCAUGCUACUCUGCCUCCACUGCAAGCAACGCCACUACCGCGAAACUUAUCCUUUUAGACGGCCAACUUGAAGAGUUUUCGUCGCCGAUGAAGGUGUUCUUGUUAACACCACCGUUAGAAAAUUUAGGGUAUGAUCAGGGGUCGUUCAUUUGCAACGCCGAUGAGAUGAACUUUGAUGAGUAUGUAACCGCCAUGGCUGGAGAAGAGGAGCUUCGUCCCAGUCAGCUCUACUUUCAGCUGCCGUCCAGCUGGUUAAAAAGGCGGUUAACGGCGGAGGACAUGGCUUCUAUGGCGGUUAAAGCCGGGAAGGCACUUAUGAUUAGUGGUGGCAAGGUGAGAUGUUGGUGUUGUGUGAAAAGGGUUGACCCGUUAGUUUUCUCAGAUGGGGACAAGAUGAUCACAUCUUCCUUGAGUAGGGUUGAAGAUGGUGGUGAUGAUUAUGAAGGAAACCAAAGGUAUGUAGGCGGUAGAGUCGGAGACCGCCGUGGGGGUGGUGGUAAGGGGCGGAUGUCUACGAGGCUUGAGAAGAUAGUAGAGGAGUGACUGAUGCUUUGAGGGGAAUUUACUAGGCUAGAAUAAGUGGUAUGGAUUUAUAUUUAUUUCUUUAUUCCGUUUUGAAUAAGAGAAUUGGAUUAAUUUCUCUA